AUGGCGAACGCAGUCUUCGACCCCUCAGAUCCUACUUCACCACUGUCAGUCUCACCGCAUGAGACUGCCCUGCUGCUCAUGGACUAUCAGAACAUGCUUCGGGGACGGGUUGGAGAGGGAGCCUGGGCCAGUGUCACCAAUAUCGCUUCUUGCUUACGGGAUUGGGCGCUCGAGACGAACAUAACCGUCUUCCACUGCCUCGUCGAUACUUCCCCGGGCACCAAACCUCCUGGGUAUAGCAGAACUGCAACUAGAUGGAAGGCGUACGAGGCCGCUUUCGCAGCCACACCCGAGCUCGGUCGCGAAUCAGAGCUGCUCGCAGUUCGGGGUCCUUCCAAGGUGGAGGCGACUUUUGUGAGAAUACCGGGGUAUAUCUCUGCGCUGGAGUCGCAUGGACUUGCUGAGGUCCUGAGGGCAACAGGGAUCAGGUCCCUCAUUCUCGGGGGCAUCAGUACUUCAGGCUGUGUUUUAAGCACUGCCCGUGCGGCGACGGAUCGUGGCUUCAUCGUGACGGUGGCGGAAGACGCUUGCUUUGAUCCAGUUCCUGGCCUCCAUGGUAUGCUGGCUACACAUGUUCUACCCACGAGUGCACACGUUGCAACCUCGCGAGAAAUCCGUGAUGCCUGGAGAGUCUUGUGA
Messenger RNA from Cladophialophora carrionii CBS 160.54, 639 nucleotides. RefSeq lists its product as uncharacterized. The transcript has a single exon. The record is from RefSeq and is a predicted model, not a curated record. Lineage: Eukaryota; Fungi; Ascomycota; Eurotiomycetes; Chaetothyriales; Herpotrichiellaceae. The coding region runs from base 1 to 639 and encodes 212 amino acids.